This is a messenger RNA of Dovyalis caffra, 558 nucleotides long. The record is from the annotation of a GenBank genome assembly. Lineage: Eukaryota; Viridiplantae; Streptophyta; Magnoliopsida; Malpighiales; Salicaceae.
AUGGACAAGAUUAUACUCUCAACUACUUCAACUCCUUUAGCCAUCUCUUCUCUUCCUCCACUUCAUGCAGUUGCUUCCUCAGCUUCUUUAUCUUCUCCAAAGAAGCUUUUCUUGAUAAGGUCUCAAAGUCAAAGAAAACCAUCACCAUCAUCAUUAUCUUCAAGAAGGUCAACUAGUUUCUGUAAAGUUCACAAGUCUAUUACAAUAACAUGUGGAGCUAUUACUGAGAUUAAUGAAAGUGAGUUUCAAAAUGUUGUCUUAAAUUCUGACCGUCCAGUGCUUGUUGAGUUUGUUGCAAAUUGGUGUGGUCCUUGUAGGUUAAUCUCUCCUGCUAUGGAAUCGGUGGCUCAGGAAUAUGGAGAUAGAUUGAUGGUUGUUAAGAUCGAUCAUGAUGCGAACCCGGAAUUAAUUAAGGAGUAUAAAGUCUAUGGAUUGCCUGCUUUGAUUCUUUUUAAAGAUGGUAAGGAAGUGGCUGAAAGCAGAAGGGAAGGUGCCAUUACAAAGGUAAAACUUAAGGAAUAUGUUGAUGCUCUAUUGGAGUCCAUAUCAGUUGCAUAG